CCUGCCGCCAUUAUGAACAUCCGCAAUGCUCGGCCAGACGACCUGAUGAACAUGCAACACUGCAACCUCCUUUGCCUUCCCGAGAACUACCAGAUGAAAUACUAUUUCUAUCAUGGCCUUUCCUGGCCCCAGCUCUCCUACAUCGCUGAGGACGAGGACGGGAAGAUCGUGGGGUAUGUCCUAGCUAAAAUGGAGGAGGACCCAGAUGAUGUCCCCCAUGGACACAUAACCUCACUGGCUGUGAAGCGUUCGCACCGGCGCCUCGGCCUGGCCCAGAAGCUAAUGGACCAGGCCUCCCGGGCCAUGAUAGAGAACUUCAGCGCCAAGUACGUGUCGCUGCAUGUCAGGAAGAGUAACCGGGCAGCCUUGCACCUCUAUUCAAACACUCUCAAUUUUCAGGUUAGCGAGGUGGAACCCAAAUACUAUGCAGAUGGGGAAGAUGCUUAUGCAAUGAGGCGGGAUCUGUCGCAGAUGGCAGAUGAGCUGAGGCGGCAUCUGGAGCUGAAGAAGGGCGGGUAUGUGGUGCUGGGCUCCAGGGAUAAUGAGAUGGAGACACAGGGCAACACACUUCCCGUUUCUGAAGAGGCGUGUCAGGAAAAGAGCCUGGCUGCUGAUAAUAGCGGGAGUGACAGCAACGCGGAGAGCGCCGACAUACAGGACAGCUCAGAAGACUCGGAUUCCACCUCCUAG
Molecule: messenger RNA, 690 nt
Organism: Choloepus didactylus (southern two-toed sloth)
Lineage: Eukaryota; Metazoa; Chordata; Mammalia; Pilosa; Megalonychidae
Gene: NAA11
Product: N-alpha-acetyltransferase 11, NatA catalytic subunit
Exons: 1
Coding region: 13-690 (225 amino acids)
Biological process (GO): N-terminal peptidyl-glutamic acid acetylation
Cellular component (GO): NatA complex
Molecular function (GO): protein-N-terminal-glutamate acetyltransferase activity; protein N-terminal-serine acetyltransferase activity
Source: RefSeq, a predicted model, not a curated record